Messenger RNA from Oxyura jamaicensis (ruddy duck), 11255 nucleotides. Its product is annotated as tyrosine 3-monooxygenase-like. The transcript has 12 exons. Gene Ontology annotation, cellular component: cytoplasm; axon; perikaryon. Gene Ontology annotation, biological process: dopamine biosynthetic process from tyrosine. Lineage: Eukaryota; Metazoa; Chordata; Aves; Anseriformes; Anatidae. Bases 4341 to 5720 code for a protein of 459 amino acids. The record is from RefSeq and is a predicted model, not a curated record. Gene Ontology annotation, molecular function: tyrosine 3-monooxygenase activity; iron ion binding.
UUUUUUUUUGAGUCUCCUCCCUUCCCCCACCUCAGCUUUAAUAUCCUUCUUUUGUUAAAGUACUUUUGUUCUGCCUGGAGUAUAGCUUGACUGAGGCAGAAAAUGGAAACAAGGGUGUUUCUAGUUUAACCCAGAUGAGCCAUAGAGAUAUAAGAGCUUUGAUGUUCAGAAGCCUAUUUCUGUAUUUUUUCCAAUAACUUUCACUCAAGACAGCUAAAUGCUCGCUUGGACAUGUCCACCUCCCUGUAGCUCCCCAGUUGAAGAAAGGAGAUCAGCACUUGUAUAUUGGAACUGAAUCGACCAAACCAAUGCAGAACAGUAUUUCCAGCUUGAAACAGUACUGCAUUAUGAUACCAACAUGAUUCAAGAGUCAUAUUUCUGUUAGAAGAUCCAAAGAUGAAGGGGGAUUUGAAAAUUCUUAAGUUCAGUACCUACUAUUGUACUACUCUUGUAUUUAUAGAUUGAAAAUCAGUGGAGCUUCAGUAUAAGCAUCAUCCUCUAGGAAGACAGAAAGUACAGAUGUUUCCUUUAUAUUUAUGGUGGCUAAUAACAUUAAUCUACAGAUACCAGCUGGAAACCUUUUCUGUAGAAGUACACUUAUGCAAAAUGGAAUCAUUUUGGUGCUUUGAAGUAAGCUUUUUUAUCUCUGUAUCUUUUUUUUUUUUUUUUUUUUUUUUUUUUUUUUUUUCUCAUGACAAGGUCUGUGUAGAUCUUUCAGUUCUUCUUGGCAUGUAUUUUCAGUGUGAAAAUAACCCAUAUUUUUCUCUCUUCAUAUAAUGGGACCCAUAAGGUAACUCUGUACCAAAAAAGACAAUUUCAUCCCAAGGGUGAAAUCUUUCAAACUAAUCUGCAGGCAGCUUUCCAAGCUCCUCUGCUUUUGAUUUCUGUUAUGCAUGACAGCAGUGGUAAAUCUAUAGAAAUAUUAAGAACCCAGGAUUCAUAAUUGUCUUUUAUGUGCAGGUGGAAUGGUUAAAGCACAUUGAUGACACAAGUCUGAUUCUGUGUCCAUUAAUGCAGGUGUAAAUGAACAAUAGCUCAGGCAAAGCAUCAUCACAUAGCUGUUCAGCAAGACUCAGAGAUGAGAAAAAGUUAUUAAAUGCUCAGUAUUUAAAAAGUAGAGGACGUAUACUGAGAAUAGAUUUUCUUGAAGAAAAAUAACAGCUUUAAUGUGCUUUAAAUAAUACAAAGUAAAUUUCAUUUAAAGUGAUACUUCUUUAUGGGCCACUUCUUACUUUCACGCUAAACAAAAUUAAAACUGUGUAGCAAAAUGCUCUUUGAUUUAUCUGGACAAUAUAAAGCUUAUAUGUAAGUUAAACACACGAGUUGAUCAGAAGUAAAUACACAGGGAAGGGGGAAAGACUCUCUGAGGUGGGCUCCAAUUAAAAGAAGGCUAACCUGCAGUGACUGAGUUUCACUCAUCCUGACAAGAUCAUGAAGCUGAGAAGAACAGGAAGCUGAGAUUUGAAAAAAAGUCCCUUGAUGUGUGUAAUUACCUAGAAAUAUACAGCAACAUAUUGAUUCCUUUACCUUUGCAUACUCUGGACAUCUUUUUAUGCUACACCUAUCCCAAGCUUACCUUUUAGGUAAACUUCCUCAGUUCUGUCCUAACAUGCUCACAUUUCUUAAAGUCCUCAUCUCCAAGCUUUGUUUCAAGAGACCAAAGAAGCCCUCUCAUCAGGCCCUCUUCCUUUACAGUGACCUUGGCCAAGGCCAGUGAUGGUGUUGGAGGCAGGAAGUCAUCAGCAUGAAGUUACAUAGGGAUGUGGUCUCCUCUGGGCAUCUUAAGAUGCCCAAAUCUGACAGCAGCCUUGCAGUAGGGAUGUUUUAUUCCACAAAGGAUGUAGAAAAUCUUGAAAGAGGGCUUAAGCACAGGAAGAGCUCACAGGAGUUCAUUCUUUUAAAGCCUGUCUCUUUGCUGCUUCAAACCAUGCUGGCAAUUGGCAGAGAAAACUUUUUUAAUGUUGUAAUGUAACCAUUUAAAUUAAAUAGAAAGAAAUAUUAAUGCCACUUCCAACUCAUAUGAAUAGCAUUGUGAUCAUACAUGGUAGAGAUAUUCACAAUGGGAACAGUUCAAACAUGGGCAGCUUGUCUGUGGUGAUCAGCCAUGGCCUCCCUCUCAGGGCACAGGAGAGAGUAAGCCUACUGGGUUUUGGGGUUGGAGAGACCUACUUUCUGCAAGGAGAAGCUGCCUGUCCCUGUGGGACACACAGUGUUUCUGUCCUUGCAUAGCCCUUAAAACUGCAACAUUCAGCCUGAAACCUCUCCUACUGUACUCCUAGAGCUCCCCAAAAGUGCUGAAACCAACACUCUCACAAUGGGAUGUCCUAGGAAAGCUGACUUACCCAAUGAAACCAUGUAUGGAGCCAUCCUGGGCCUGUCCCAAGUGUGGAUCCAAGGUGGCAGUAGAGCAUCCACUGGCUGGGAAAGGACAUGUUAUCACCUGGGAGCCACAUCUCUCUGUGCUGGAUCUGCAAUGGGCUACAAAGCUGCACUGCAAGCUUUGUUUAUUGUGCUUUGUCAAAGGCGGCUCAUGACUCCAGUCUGGGUCUACUGAGAAACCUCAACUCAUAUAUAUACACAGGACCAUUCUGCUUCUUGUUGUACAAGUAUGGAGAUAUGGGACUCUGACACUAGGUUGUUAAGACAACCGUAAGAGCCUAAUGGUUCUGCCCUCUUAAUACUUGUGACCAGUGCCAUAGAUGUACAUCUCAAGACCUAUGGCUUUCACCUACAGUGCAAAGACUCAGGAGGGAAUAGGCUGGAAAAACAGAGCUUGUGCCACUUGUUUGUGCCAUGCCUGUGACCUGAAUGUGGGGAUGCAUGAAUCCACUUUCCAUGAGGAAGGCCCAGUCUGGACUCAGACAGUCAGGCUUGUCUCUGCUCCUUCAUGCCCAGCCUUGCCACCUCUGCUAUGGUAACAUGGGUGUGGGAACAGCAUUUUUCCCCCCUCAAAGCCUACUUUCUUCUCCCCACCUUCCCUAUCCUAUUCAGUUUACAGGUGAAGUUAAGCCCGGUGCUCCCUUGGGCUCUGCAUAGACCUCUCUGACAUGCCUCCUUGGGACCUAAGCAGGGCCAGGGGUGUAGGGUUGGGGGGUAGCCCAUAGCAGACAAAGUUGCCAGAUCCUGAAGCCUGGCUGGGUUCAGGAUCACAGCCAGUGGCCAGCCCUGCCUGGCCUGUGGGCAGUGCCAGACCCUGCGGCACCCAGGCUUGGCUGUGCACAGCUGCAGGGACCCCGCUUCCCAGGCUGGCACUCAUCCACCCUGCAGAGCCCACAGUACUCCAGGUCUGGGUGGAUGGAUGUUCCUCAGGAUGCUGAGAUCUGCCUUCCAGGCAUGGUGCUCUGAAAUUUGCCCUGGAUUUGUCUGUCUUGGCCAGGGAAUAGCUAGGAGAACUGAGGCCUUCCCUGGCCUCACAGGCUAAGGAGAAAUGCAGUGUGGCCAUGGUCUCCGGGUCAUAUUUAACUUCCCAGGCCAGGGAGGAGCUAAGAGAAAUUCAUCACUGAGGUGUGAGACCCAUCCAGGAUCAGCUAAGGAUCACACAGAAAAUGGCUCCAUCUGUGAAGAGAGGACAAAAGAGUGGCUGGGCUUCCUUUUGAGUCUACAAGAUGACUUUCACAGGGGCACGCUAUAACUUGGGGAGCCAGCUAAGGGGAACUUAAUGGGGAGGCUGUACUCAGCCUAUGUGGGGCUAGAGAAGGACAGGUAAGCCUGUGGGCAGGAAGAGCUCAGAAGUAGGCAAUGAGUUUUGAUUUUGACUCAGAUAGAUCUUUCUGGCACUCUCACAAUUGUGUCAGUGCUAAGGGGACACUGCCUGGAUUGGGCUAAGAAGUGGAGCAAGAGCCUGUUUGAUUCUCUGGGGGCAUGGCCAAUGCAGAUGGGUACCCAUUGAGAUAAGAGAGAAUGGGAAGGAAAUGCUAUCUGAGAAAUGGUGCAGGUCAAUCCAGAUUGGGAGAUGUAAAUGGUACUCAGGCUAAUUGCCUCUCCUCAAAGGAGCCCAUUUCCGGAGGUGAAUGGCUUGCAGACACCUUCAAACAGAGCGGGAGGGCCCUGCUUUGAAGUUAUCCAGAAGAGGGGGGUUAUCUUGGGCUCUUACGCAGAUCCUACGCAGGCGGUUUCCCUUGAUGUGUCUGGCAUGGCUGACAUAAAUGGUUCUACAUCCAACACAGUAGGAACCAGCUUGCAUCACUGCCAUCUGGCAGCUCUGGUCUCACCACCCACAUAGUCCCACUGCAUCUUCAGUCCCAUCACAAUCCCCAGCCAUUACGCUGGUAAAAGUACACACAUCCUCAGGAAGUUUUCACUGAACAUCUUGCAGUUGCAAUCUUCUGCUCUGGCUCCCAAUGAAGACUGACUUUGGGGUGAUCUCAGGCCAAGGAGAAGAGGCCAGCAAGGAGAAGGUGAUGCGCAGCAUACAAUCCUUAAACAGGCAAGGCAGCCUUGACUCCAGCAAGGAGGAUGGUGGAGCCACUCUCAUCCUGACCCUCACCCUCUGCAACGUGAGGAAGACUGAGCUCUCCAGGGCAGCCAAAGUCUUUGAGAUGUUUGAAACUCAGAUCCAUCACUUCGAAACCAGGAGAGCCAAAAAGCCCAAGAACUCUGAUGAUGAUCUUGACAUUUUUGUUGAAUGUGAAGUCCAUAGUGCUGAUGUUAAUAUCCUUAUCACAUCCUUAAAGAGAGCAGCAGAGGAUGUGAAAACUGGCAGAGAAGACAAAGUACCCUGGUUCCCCAGAAAAAUCCAAGAUCUGGACGAGUGUCACCAUCUGAUCACCACAUACGAUCCUAGUUUGGACCAUUGUCACCCUGGAUACACUGACCUGGAGUACAGGAAACGGAGGGCAUUCUUUGCUGACCUUGCCUAUAAUUACAGAGCAGGGGACCCGUUGCCUCGCAUUGAGUACACAGCACAGGAGACUGCAACUUGGAGAGAAGUCUACAGGAAACUGAGAAGCCUCUACCCUACUCAUGCUUGCACACAAUACCUAGAUGCUUUCCAGCAGCUGGAGAAAUACUGUGGCUACCAAGAGGACAACAUACCUCAGCUUCAGGAUGUCUCCAGAUUUUUAAAAGAAAGAACAGGUUUCCAACUGAGACCAGCAGCAGGGCUGCUGUCUGCUCGUGACUUCCUUGCCAGCCUGGCAUUCCGUGUCUUCCAGUGCACACAGUAUAUAAGACAUUUCUCUUCUCCUAUGCAUUCCCCAGAACCAGACUGCUGCCAUGAGUUGCUGGGUCAUGUUCCCAUGCUAGCCAAUAAGGAGUUUGCCCAGUUCUCCCAGGAUAUUGGACUGGCUUCUCUUGGAUCAUCUGAAACAGAGAUUGAGAAACUAGCCACACUUUAUUGGUUUACUGUAGAGUUUGGUCUCUGCAAGCAAAAUGGAUCCAUCAGAGCUUAUGGGGCAGGACUGCUUUCAUCUUAUGGGGAGCUUAUGUACGCUUUAUCAAACAAGCCAGAGUACAAGCCUUUUGAUCCAGAAGUGACUUCAGUUCACCCGUAUCAGGAUCAAGCCUUCCAGCCUGUCUAUUUCAUAGCAGAAAAUUUUGAAGAUGCCAAGGACAAGCUCCAAAACUACGCAAUGAAGAUCAAGAAGCCCUUUUCUUUGCACUAUGAUCCAUUCACCAGCAGCAUAGAGAUUCUCAACACACCACAGAAAGUCAAGAGGGCACUCAGUCAAAUGAAAGAGGACCUGAAAAAUAUCAGCCUGGCCCUUGAAAAUCUCUCUUAAAACUGCAGCAGUAUAUCUCAACUGGCACUGAUAUAUAUGUAGGCAGUUCCUGCACUUGAAGAUUUAGUGAUGAAGUUGUAGAUGCCUACAAACAUGCAGCUGCAUGCAUCUUUAACCCACAAACAGCUCUGUCAAGCUAAUCUUUUCACCAUAAUUUAGGCUGCUGACUUAGCCACAUUCAUGCAUUCCCACUGAGUAUAUUUCAAUGACAAAAAAGCUCAAAUUACUCCAAUUCUAGGUAGGUGAUAUAAGAUGCAGCUGUUUGGUGUGCACUUAUCUGUUACUAUUGGACCUUUACAGUUUUUUUAUUCACCUGCUGCCUUUUGAAGUUAUCAGUCACAAAACAGCACAGUAACUCUGUAACUCACAAAGUCUUUUACAUCUUGAUUAAAUGACAAGAUCACAAUCUUUAAGGCUGGCCAGCUGCCUACAGUCCUUGCAGCUAGCUCAUUUCUGCUAGCAAUUACUAUCAGCUAUUGUGUUCACAAACUAUGAAUGAUUCCUUUACAAUGUACAAAUGCAAGAGUUUGUAAUAGGGACCUUUUACUUCUGUUUGCUAUUCAUUUUUAGACAGUCUUCUUUUUUAGUAGCCUUCAAAUGUGGCAAAAUAAUUUCCUGUCAUGUUUGAGAACACAGCAUAUGUAUUCUUGGAUUUAAAAAAAAGGCAAAAAGGGCAGAAAAUCUGAUGUAUGUGAUGCUCUGGCUCUGUGGCAUACCUGCUUGAUUUGAAAAAGAAUUUUGGAUUCUGGAGAGAGAAAAGAUGAAUGUAUGGAAAUAUUUUCAAAGAAGCCUACAAGAAAUUGAGUCCCACUGACGUAGAUGUAGAUCGUGUGAUAUAGGUAGUCCUAAACACAUUUAAAGAUUUUUGUUUUUCAUUGGUGUUAUGAUGACUUUUAGUAAUAACCAAAAAUCCAAGUAUAUUUAAUAUUGAUGCAGCAAAUCCUAAGAUCGAACACAAGCAGCCAUAUAGCCUUGCUAUGGAUACAAUACCAGUCACAUAAUCCAACUCAUUUUGCUUCCUGCUCUAGUCCCUUUCUCAGAUGUGCCUGAAAUUUAUCUCCACUCUGUAGGUCAUGUUUUACAGAAACAAUCCUUUAAUUGCCUUUUCCAGACUUUCAUGCUCUUUUAGAAUCCUUCCUUCCUCCACUAUCUACAAAGAGAGACUAGUAUGGGAAAAGGAAAGGAGGCUCAUGCCUGGAAGGAUUCCCUCUCUGCUUAGCAGCAGCACAAACAGACAACAUUGAAGCAGGCUGUGGGUAUGACAUAAGCAGGGGCAAUGUGGAUCUCAUGGCUAAAGCUGGGUAACAGUAAUCCACAGAUGUCAACGUAGACUGAUGCCGUGCAACUAAGAAACCCUACUUGUAUUUUCAAAAGUAUAUUCAGGAUAAUCAGAAAGCAAGCUUGCAGCUUGUCCACUGCUAUCCGCUAACUGCCAGCAUACAUGGCCUGAACUCUGAUGUAAAUGUGAGGUGGUUUGGCUCUUGAUGGAAAAGGAGUCAUCAACUCUGCCUUAACUGGUCACUGUGGGAUAAGAGCAUGUACACAGAAAGUCACAACAGAGCAAUUUGCAUGCUGUUAUUUCAUACAGAGCUUAUCUCACUGUAAUUUGUCCAUGUGCCAGGCUCUAAAGAAACUGUCUUAUUGAAAGUUAAUGGGAUUUUGUCUCUUAAAUCUUCAUGUCCAUAAGCACUUCAGAAAAUUCUCCCAUGGGCACUAAUACAGUGUUCAAGAUCUGGGGAGCUGCUGCAAUGGUUCCAUUUUAUUAAAAUGUGGUAAUGCCUGACAAAUUUGGAGCUAUCUUGGCAAAAUACCUAUGAGACCCCUUCCUCUCAGCAACAGGAAUAUCCCAAGCUCUUUCUUUUUCACUGAAAUACAGGAUUUUUCUGUUUUACUCCAGGAAAAAUUUUGCAUAUUGUAAAACCUGUUUUGCUAGAGAUUCAAACAGGGACAGAGCUGAAGUGAGUUCUUUUGCUUCCAGGGUAUUUCUGCUGUGAUGGAUGAUGAUCUCUCAACAUAAUUCUAUGGAUUUAAUUCUACUUAUCCCGCUUAUACACACACACAAAUACUGUUUCUCUUCAGAGCAAUUUGUUUUGUUACAUAUUGUAAUAAUUUAUCUGUGUACUUCCUGCCAAAUGGUACAUAGGCAAAAAUGCUUGAUAGCUCACAACAGAUUGUUUUCAGAAAUAUUAUUUUCAUCAACCAGUUAUUUUACACUGAAAAUUGAACCAUGUGCUCCAGUUUUGUGUGUUUUCUUUUUCUUUCUCUUUAAGUGGAAGAUAAUGCCAGAGCUAUCAAAAUAUUUUCUAUAGAUGGAUUCUGUAGGCCAUAGGGUCUUUUUCAUGUAUUCCCUCUGAAAUGGUUGAAUGUGGAGUUUAUACUUGAGUUUGGCUAUUGCUCAGAACAGACCUAUAUUUGGAAGAAAUGAGAGACCUGAUGGAUUUGUUUUGCCCAAGGCCUCACACUUUCCUUGGAGGGACUCCAGGCCCGCCCACGCACCCUUGUCUUUUCCAGUUCCUGUAGCAAUGAGAGAAAAAGAAACCAUUUGGAGCCAGAUUCUCCAACCAUUACACAUGCUGAGUAGUACCUGAUCUCUUGAAUAAUCCCAGUGACAGUACUGAGCCUAUUAAGGUGCCGUACACAGAAAGUCAGAGCAGGAUUAUCAAAACCUUUGUGGGUGUACUUGCUUUUUUAUUGUCUUUAUGAUAUUCGGUCUGCAUACAUGGCUAGGGUAGGCUCCAGUACAGCUUAGCAAGCUUCAAAAGUAAUGAAUUUCACUACUUGAACUGUUAAGAGCCAGAAAUAUUUUUCCAAAGGAGGCAAAUCUUUCCUUUCUUACUCAAGCAAACCUUACCCCUGGAUAGUCAUGACUGACACUCCUCUUUAAUGAGGUCCAAAUUCUUCUCUUCUUAUUCAGUGAUAUUACAAAGCACAAGACUUCAGGGUUACAUCCUUAUGAGGUACACUGGUCAGGCUGCUCUUCCAACAGCUAUUCUUUCAUUUCCUCCCAGAAGCCAAGUACCUCAUACUCUUGUUGGUCUAAGACAGGGGUGAUGGGGAAGGCACUGAUGGGGCCUCCCAAUGAAAAUAAAGUCACAUAGGAAAAAGCACCAACCAGUAAAAAUAUGUCUUUUUGUCAGUUUGCUUUUCAGCAGUUUCACAUUAAUCUUGCACAAGAAGGCUCCAAAGCCAAGUAAAACACAUCCUGUGACUUGAAACUGAACUGAUGAACUCCCCAUGGGUCCUUUGCUUAUCCCGAUAAACUUAUUUUUCCUAGAUGGAGUGCAUUUAGAGCAAAAUAGUGUAUGUUAUUAAAUCUGUAUUGUGUUGUUCUGUUAUACAUGGGAGAGUUAGUAAAUUCGGUUCGUGGGUUUGGGUUUGUUUUGUUUUUUGGCUAACCAAGUCUGUCCUCUACCAAUUUUGGUCCACCCUCAAGCCUCCAGCUGCUUCCCUGCUUCCCUGCAGAUUUACUAGAGAUGCCAAGGGUACCACUGCAUAAGGAGAAUACAUAGUUAUGCAAUUUGGGGAAUUUGGCAGGACAGGAAGAGGAAAUUUAGGCAGGCCUCCCACCCACUCCCAUGAGAAACAGUAUUGUAUUACAAGGCAGAACUGUCAUCCUCAAAAAGACCUUCUCAGUCACUUCUCUCUGGUUCCUUUAGUAUUUCAACCUUUUUACUACCUGAUGAACAUAAAACUGUACUUAACCGAUUAAAGAAAUCCCCAAAUCAAUCAAUCGAACAAACAAAAGACCUUCCCAGAAAGAAAGCACUAUAUUGCAUUGGGUCUCUGCUGACCCAUGAAGGAAGAAACAAAUAAACAAAUAAACAAAUAUAAAAAAUCAAACUCCAUGAAAAUGAUAGUGUAUUCCUAAAGAAACUUAAAGCACAAAAUCAUUCAAUGUACAGCUACACACCUGAAGAUCAUCUUAGAGCCACUGUGGAAAAGCUACAACUUCAUACCCAGUAAAUCGUGACCAUCAAUUAAUCACAGACAGAAGUGUUACAUGACUGUUUGAAGCAGGAAAUAAAGCUACUAGGAAAAAAACUCCAGUAGCUUCGCCUUACUGCAAAAACAGAAGGUUCUCUGGAGUCUGCUUCUGUAGAUAUCCAACAGCAUGGAGAAAUUCCAACUGGCAAAGAAACAGAAGGGUAUAGACAUACAUCCCUAGUAAUCUCACCCUACCACUAAUCAGGAGUUGAUACAUGGGCUUUUAAAUUUAGUUAGAGGACAUGACUUCGCAGCAUUCUCCAGCUGGUGAAUGGUUAGAGGCUGGCAGAAAGGGUUACUGUCUGUCUUGUAUUAAAUAUACAUUAACUUUGGGUAACACUGGUGGCUGAGGCCCAGAGUGAAAGCAAAUCUCUGGCACUCUCUCCCACCACAAGAAUUCCUCAGGGGAAAGAAAGCCAAACUAGAAGAGGAGUCUGGCUGACAACUGGGAGAGCAAAGGAGCAAUAAAUGGAAAAGACUGGUAGACAGGCCCAAAACAUGUUUGUUUUGCAUAUGUUGUUUCAAUGUUUGAGAAAAAAAAAAAAGAAAAAAAAAAAAGGACAUUUAACAUAAAGGAGGAAAGUUUGUAUCUGCAAGAGUGUAGAAAAAUCAAAGUCAGUUACGCCUUUUUUUAACUGUGCCUGAGAAGUGUUAGCCUUAUCUAAGGCAUUUGCUUUCAGCAUGGGGUACAAAGGUUAGCAAGUAGAAGAGGGGUCUUGGAAAAGAGUAUUUUUCCAUGGUGCAUGGGAAAGCUGAGGUUGCCCGGGCCUUGCUGUCCUGCAAGACAAAGAGCCCUAAAUUUUGAGUGAAGGCUACCUUAGAAGGGGAAAAAAAGCAGCUAGCAAAGCAGUGCCUCCCCAGCAGAAGACUGCAAAUUUGUUAUUGCUAGAGCUAUAUAGUACCAUCUUCCACUCCACUUAACUAUUUUCUCAUGACUUUUCUUUUUUCCCUUUAUUUAAAACGCUGUUUGCUGAUCCCUUUUACUUGUGCUUGCCAACAGGGAAAAUUACGUCACCGAACACAAGAAAGUUUACUAUUAUUUUCCCUGUGUUUUGGGUAGAACUUGAGGAAAAAAUGGGCCCUCCUAAGCUUCAACUUGGCCCUUGCUGAAGACAAUUAACCUGGCAAAAUAGUUACAUUUGGGUAAAAGAGUGAUAGCUGUCAUCCAAAACAAAUCUCUACUUCCACCUACAACUAAUAGUGUUUGUCUUCAAAGUACAUUUUUCAUAGAAUUACUCAUGGUAGUUUCAAACAUGAACUGCAAAUGAUAAAACAUAGCACAUAAUACCUGUCAGAUAAAGUAACUGGAAAAAUCCUUCAGUCUGGAAUUUCAAUAUCUGCAUUAUCUGCAUUGUAGCAUUUUUGGGUACCAUUUGCAACUACUGGGCCUACUUCUGCUGUCAUGGAGUUUGAAGCUGGAAUGCCAUAAAAUAGGAUAUGCUUUUUACUUUGGUGAAGCCAGUUAUAAAUUCUGAAUAAACAGCAAAAUUCCUAUUGAAUAAAGUAGUAGUUAAUGUGGAAGUAAAAAUAAAGGAUCAAUUUACAGUUGUA